Arvicola amphibius (Eurasian water vole) is the source of this 5015-nucleotide messenger RNA. It is a transcript of the gene Ube3b, whose product is annotated as ubiquitin protein ligase E3B. Gene Ontology annotation, molecular function: protein binding; ubiquitin protein ligase activity. Lineage: Eukaryota; Metazoa; Chordata; Mammalia; Rodentia; Cricetidae. Gene Ontology annotation, biological process: protein polyubiquitination; ubiquitin-dependent protein catabolic process. The record is from RefSeq and is a predicted model, not a curated record. Bases 239 to 3445 code for a protein of 1068 amino acids. The transcript is spliced from 28 exons.
GGGCAAGAUGGCGGCCGGGGUUCGGCCGCUGCCCCGGGUCCGGCCAGACUCGGGGGUAUCGGGCUGAGGCGGCGGCAGCUGCGGGCCGGACCCCGAGCGUGGGGGCCUCGAACGGAUAAAGAUCUCCGGCCUGCGGAAAACCAACUCCUCUGAAACCAGAGGCUUGCGAGGUCACUGAUGGUCACCUAGCAUCUCCGCUGUACAGGCAGGUUCUCAGGGUUCCUGCCGGUUUGCAAACAUGUUCACUGUAUCUCAGACCUCCAGAGCAUGGUUCAUUGACAGAGCACGGCAGGCACGAGAAGAAAGGCUGGAGCAGAAGGAGCGGGAGCGUUCAGCGGUGAUCAUUCAGGCCGUCGUCCGUGGUUUCCUCUGCCGGAGGCGACUGCACAGAGACCUCAGGAGAGAGACUGAUGAGUUUUUUAACACAGAUGACUCUGGGUCCAGUAAAAGAAGUGCACUUUGUAUUUUUAAGAUUGCCAGGAAACUGCUGUUCAUAUACAGAACUAAAGAGGACAAUGAGAGAUUGGAGAAGUUGUGCCGUAGCAUCCUGAGCAGCAUGGACGCAGAGAAUGAGCCAAAGGUAUGGUACGUGUCCCUGGCUCUUUCCAAGGACCUCACUCUGCUGUGGAUUAAGCAGAUCAAGAAUAUCCUGUGGUACUGCUGCGAGCUUCUUGAACAACUCAAGCCGGAAAUCUUGCAAGACUCCAGGCUCAUCACACUGCACCUCACCAUGCUUGUCACCUUCACAGACACGUCAACAUGGAAGAUUCUCCGGGGGAAAGGUGAGAGCCUUCGACCAGCCCUGAACCACAUUUGUGCAAAUAUAAUGGGCCAUCUCAACCAGCGUGGAUUUUACUCUGUGUUACAGGUACUGCUGACCCGCGGCCUGGCCAGACCCCGGCCCUGUCUGUCUGCAGGCACUUUAACAGCGACCUUCUCUCUAGCAUUACGUCCUGUAGUCGCUGCGCAGUUCUCAGACAACCUGAUGCGACCGUUCGUCAUCCACAUCCUGUCGGUGCCUGCUCUCGUGACUCAUCUCGGUACAGUGACCCCUGAGCGCCUCAGUGUCUUAGAAUCCCACGACAUGCUUCGCAAAUUCAUCGUCUUUCUAAGAGACAGUGACCGGUGCCGCGAUGCUUGUGAAAGUCUAGAAGGCUGUCGUACGCUGUGUCUGAUGGGCAACAUCCUCCACUUGGGCUCCCUCAACCCCAAGGUGUUAGAGGAAGAAACAGAUGGGUUUGUGAGCUUGCUCACGCAGAUGCUGUGCUACUGCCAGAAGUACGUGUCCCAGAAGAAGUCUAACCUCACCCACUGGCACCCUGUGCUCGGCUGGUUUUCCCAGUCUGUGGACUAUGGCCUCAAUGAGUCCAUGUACCUGAUCACCAAACAGCUGCAGUUCCUAUGGGGAGUGCCUCUCAUCCGCAUUUUCUUCUGUGACAUCCUCAGCAAGAAGCUGCUGGAGCACCCGGAGCCAGCCCCUGUGCAGCCAUCAUCCCCACAGAACGUGCUUCCAGUGAAGAGUCUCCUCAAGCGUGCGUUUCAGAAGUCGGCUUCCGUUCGGAACAUUCUCAGGCCUGUCGGGGGCCGGCGCGUCGACUCCGCCGAGGUGCAGAAGGUCUGCAGCAUCUGUGUGCUCUACCAGACCUCGCUGGCGACUCUCACGCAGAUCCGCCUGCAGAUCCUCACAGGCCUUACGUACCUUGAUGACCUGCUGCCCAAGCUGUGGGCAUUUAUCUGUGAGCUGGGGCCCCAUGGAGGGUUAAAGCUCUUCUUGGAAUGCCUGAACAAUGACACUGGAGAGUCCAAGCAGCUCCUGGCCAUGCUGAUGCUGUUCUGUGACUGUUCCCGGCAUCUCAUCACCAUCCUUGAUGACAUUGAAGUGUAUGAAGAACAAAUCUCAUUCAAGCUGGAAGAGCUAGUCACCAUCUCCUCUUUUCUCAAUUCCUUCGUGUUUAAGAUGAUCUGGGACGGAAUCGUAGAGAACGCCAAGGGUGAGACCUUGGAGCUGUUCCAGUCCGUCCACGGGUGGCUCAUGGUGCUGUAUGAGCGGGACUGCCGAAGGCGCUUUGCUCCUGAGGACCACUGGCUGCGAAAGGAUCUCAAGCCUGGGGUGCUCUUCCAGGAACUUGACAAGGACCGCAGGAGGGCUCAGCUGAUCCUGCAGCACAUCCCCCAUGUCGUUCCUCACAAGAACAGAGUUCUCCUGUUCCGAAAUAUGGUUACCAAGGAGAAAGAGAAGCUGGGGCUUGUGGAAACCAGCUCUGCCUCCCCUCACGUCACACACAUCACUAUCCGCAGGUCCCGGAUGUUGGAGGAUGGCUACGAGCAGCUCCGGCAGCUUUCCCAGCAUGCCAUGAAGGGUGUGAUCCGAGUGAAGUUUGUCAAUGACCUUGGGGUGGAUGAAGCCGGCAUCGACCAGGAUGGAGUCUUUAAGGAGUUUUUGGAGGAGAUCAUCAAGAGGGUAUUUGAUCCAGCACUCAAUCUGUUCAAGACAACCAGUGGAGAUGAGAGGCUGUACCCCUCACCCACAUCCUACAUCCACGAGAAUUACCUGCAGCUCUUCGAGUUUGUGGGGAAGAUGCUGGGAAAGGCUGUAUAUGAGGGGAUCGUGGUGGACGUGCCCUUUGCAUCUUUCUUCCUGAGCCAAAUGCUCGGGCACCACCACAGCAUCUUCUACAGUUCUGUGGACGAGCUCCCGUCGCUGGACUCAGAGUUCUAUAAAAACCUCACCUCCAUCAAGCGCUAUGAUGGAGACAUCGCUGACCUCGGGCUGACGCUGUCUUACGAUGAAGAUGUCAUGGGUCAGCUUGUCUGCCAUGAGCUGGUUCCUGGAGGGAAGACCAUUCCUGUUACAAAUGAAAAUAAAAUUAGCUACAUCCAUCUGAUGGCACAUUUUCGGAUGCAUACGCAGAUCAAAAACCAGACAGCUGCUCUCAUUAGUGGCUUCCGUUCCAUUAUUAAGCCCGAGUGGAUCCGAAUGUUCUCUACCCCUGAGCUUCAACGUCUCAUCUCUGGCGACAACGCGGAGAUCGAUCUGGAAGAUUUAAAGAAGCACACUGUGUACUACGGAGGCUUUCAUGGCAGUCACAGAGUCAUCGUCUGGCUCUGGGAUAUUCUGGCUUCCGACUUCACGCCUGAUGAAAGAGCCAUGUUCCUGAAGUUUGUGACCAGCUGCUCCCGGCCCCCACUCCUAGGAUUCGCCUACCUCAAGCCUCCGUUCUCCAUCCGCUGUGUGGAAGUGUCGGAUGACCAGGACACUGGGGAUACCCUGGGCAGUGUCCUCAGGGGCUUCUUCACCAUCCGCAAGCGGGAGCCAGGUGGACGGUUGCCCACCUCUUCCACUUGCUUCAACCUGCUCAAGCUGCCCAACUACAGCAAGAAGAGCGUCCUCCGAGAGAAACUGCGCUACGCCAUCAGCAUGAACACAGGCUUCGAGCUCUCCUAGCCCAGCCCAUCUCACCCACCCGCCCUCGAGAGCGCCCAGACUACAGAGCCUUCAGCUCCUGGAGCGGCUGCUCCCAGGAGUGUGGCCAGCUUACUUGAGUCCUCAGACCCCUCAAUAGCCAUGAGAUGCCCAAGCUUGGGGAUGCUGCACAGCGCACUCAGUGUGCUGGGGAGUGCCGUUAAAAAUAAGCUCCUGCCCUCCCACAUGCCCUCUUUCUGCCUUCUGGGGCCUAAAACCUGGACCUAGCGAUUGCAGAGAAGCUCCUGGUAGUUCUGUGAGGCUCUCUUCCUUUGCCCUCCGAGUACACAAAGCCUGUGCCUGCGAGCUCCUCCUUCCAUUCUGAAAACUCAGGUAAGGCCUUGCCAAGCCUCUAUGCACAGCAGAGUCCCUGCCUCUACCCUGCCCACAGCAGCCUCUUCCCGGGCAAUCAAACCCAGCUCCUGCCAGGGAGGCUGCUGAGCUCAGUCAGGUCUCUCUUACGGGGAACAGGUGUUCCACACCACAGCCCUCUCCCAAGUCCUCAGCAGGCCACGCUGUCAGGGAACCCUUGCUGUCAGCACCUGGCCUGUGCAUGGUGUCCUAGCUUGGGAGAGAACCUUGUCACCCCUGGAGAGCUGCCCAUUUCUGGGGUACCCAGAACUUACUGGAUCUGCGUAUCUGCCCUCCUCAUUACCUUAUGGAGAAACACAAGAGCCUGCAAUGCCCAGCAUCUGGGCAGUGCUUUGCUCUGGGAACUGCAAAGCCCAUCCCUUGACAAGGGACCCCAUUGCACUGAUUGGCCCAGGAGGCUGCGGGUGUAUCCCCCACACCUCUGCACCACCUCUGUUGGCUCUGCUCCUUUUUGGGUUUGGACUUCAUCCUGUUUUCCCACCCAUUGUGCUCCUGGCCCUUUUCCUCUUUAUCCUAAGAACUUUCUCCAGGCUCUGGAUGCCGAGGCAGAGGCUCUGGGCUCAGUGCUCUGGUGGCAGCCAUGUGCCUCUUGUCUCAUCAAAUUCUUGCAUCCCUCCUCCACUCUGUGGAGCCAGCUUAGGGCUAUAGCGCUCAAAGAAAGGAGACACCUUCCAUCAGGAACCUGCACACUGUGGGAAAGUGGGCACGCUCUGUUCCCACUUCAGCAAGAAACUGUGGCUGGAAGCCUGGGAAAGGCCCCAGGCUUCUGGAGAUCAGAGCAAGCUUCACUUGGAUGGAAGGAUGGCAAGGUCCUUGGAAGACGUCUGGCAGCCAUGUGUGCACUCAGCAUGCCCACAGACUCCUGUGCUCUGUGCACAGCCUACACGAACAACAUGGAGCCUGAGAAUUACAGCAGGGACAUGGGGAGAGAGUGGGUUAAGAACACCAAUAUCGACUUGACCUGUUUGGUUUUGACCUAGGGUUGUCUGUAGUUCACUUCGAGCCUGUUUUCCAGCAGUUAUGACAUCACACUACCCAAGCACCAAGUCUGUCAUAGCCGGUGUUCACAGGCACCCCAUCGACUCUUGGUGGCUCCAGAAAAGGAGUGGAGUUUUUGUUAUUGUAGGUAACUUAUGGACUAAGACUUGUCAGGGCUUUAUUAAAUUUGUACUUGAGCAUA